UUUGCUUAUUUUCGAAUAAAACACGGCUAGGGACAGAUUGCUACGAUUGUUCCGAUUUUGUCGAACAUUUUUCAGGUGGCAACCGGCCGGCGUAGACGCAUCUAGCCAUCUCAGUGAUCAUUGGCUAGCUUGAUUUCAUUUGCGACACAGACUCUUCGUCGAGCGCGAACAAUAUGAUGACCAGCAGUGAAACCUUGUCGGCUGAGUUAAUUUCCUUUUACCGGAAUACCCGCGAUGCGCAAACGAAUCAUGCAGAAAGUAAAAGGGAGGCGGAUUUACGGGCCCAGAUUGAACAGAAGCAAAACUUCCUGCAAAGUCUCAAGCGUCUCGUGGCGGGCAUGAACAAUCUGUACAUUGGGACCCAGGCUGGACAUGAAGACUCGGUGCGUGGAAGGGAGAUCAUCAGGGAGAGUAACGCUAUCGCACAGCGCUUGAUCGAAAAUUACAAUAGCCAGCAGGCGUUGGCAAUGCAGAGGCGAACGAACUGGCUGCUCAGUGCUUACGGCGGCAAUUCAGAACUGCGUGCUAAGCAAAAGAUGGAAAGCAUGCGAAAAGUCCUGCGCGUACAGGAACAGGUAAUUGCUGAGCUGCGUAGCUCUCGUCGCAUGAUGGAGGUGGAGAAGGACAAGCAAACGGCCCUCACGCUAGAGCGGGAGGUAGCGGACAUUGGACGGGACAUUGACCGUUCUUGCCAGGAGUACAGACAGGAGGAGGAUCGCAUUUGUCGUACACUGGCGGACCUCGGUGCGUCGAUCGGCGAGAAGCUUCUUCGCCGGCAGGAGAUGAACGGGAUACAAAGCGACCCGAAGCUACGGCAACAAAAGCAACAACAGCAGCACCAGCAACUGGAGAAUGGUGGCUGUGUCGAUGAGGAUUUCACUGAGGCCAUCGUCAAUACGCACGAUGGGGAGGAUGCGUCGCUACGGCACGAGGGCGAUGUGUCGCUCAUGUUGCUAAACGAGUCGACGAGCAAGUAUUCGUUCGAGUUGGAAUUCAAAAACCCAAACGAUUUCCCCGAUCUACUGAAAAUCAUGGAGCCGGCCAACACCAGUUACGAAAAGUUGGUGAAAAAGUGCCAGCAAUCGGUGGACACGGCCCAGAAGCGUAAGAAGAAACAUCAGUCCAAAAAGCAGUCACGGAACGGUAGUCAGCAAGAGCCGACUGAUGAAACUCUGAGGAAAAAGCAGAAACAAACCGUUUGCAAAGUCACUCCACCCAAAGUUGCACCCGGAGAAGUCCUAGCGGGGAAGAAUGACCAAGAAAAUCAAUGUCCGCUCUCGGGCGAGCAGAUUGCCUUUCCUCAUCACAAUCCAGCGAAUAGGUCAAAUAGAUUGGCCAAAACUCAGGCUUCAAAUGCUGGGCAACACCAGCAACAGCAGUACCAACGUACGUUGCGCAAACGUAAAGCAUUAGAACCAGCUUCAGAGGUACCGGAAGCGGGCCAAAUCGCUGGAAAGGAACCCAAGCAGGCGGGGCCUCCUGCGAUCAUUACUGCUGACCCCGAAAGCAUAUUCAAGGAACCGUUACCGGUUGCAUCUUUUACUGCCAGCGGCUCGAAACGAAAGCCAAAAUCACAAACGGAGGUACCACCGAAAGCUCCCAUUAAGAGAUCCACACCGGUUGAGGAGGUUAUCACGCCGAAGCGACCGAUGAAACCCCCCAGCAGUGUGGCCAAGAUGGACUUUUUGAGCCCGACCAGAGCUUCAUCGAGCCAAUCAGCAGCUAAAGGUACAUCGAACGGGGCCAAGGUUCAGGAAGGUGACAUCUUAAGCCCUGAGAAUGCGCCAUCCAAGAACACAUCAUCGAACUCUCCACCAGAGAAUGCGCUGGAAACUGAUGACCAUCAUUCGAUGGAAGAAACACAAAACAGCAACAACAGCAGCAUCAUGAUGGUGGAGUCCACGAGCAGCAGUUCCAUGGAUUAUUUGCUCACCAGUCCAAGUGCUGAGUUUGAUCUUAACCUAUCACCGGAACAAUCGGACACCUUCGACAAUGAUUUGGACUUUCUGAAUGAUUUCGAUUCCAACCAAUGUGCCGCCGCCAGCACCGCAGGAAGAAAAGGAACUGGCGGGACUCGAAAGCCGAAUGACCGCAACGAACAGGCCGAGCCGGAUGGUUUUGAUUUCGCUUUCGACGAUGGUUUGUCCUCUGAGCAGUUGAAUCAGCGGGAGGAUCUGUUUUAAGUGGGGGGACAGGAGAGAUCACCAUUCGCCGCUGAACCUUGUAUAAGCGAUGGAUUUUAUACAACAGUCCGGUUUCAUGCCGCAACGACUCAUCCUCCAUUCCUACAAUUUUCUCUGCCCCAACUAGUAUCUACAGUUGGAAGAUGGGAUGCGAGAGAAUUAGAAUGGUGGAACAUUCGUAAAUGAACUCCUUUUAAGUGAAUUAACCAGUUACGUUUACCGCCAGACAGGUAUUCUCCGCUUCCAAUGCGACCAUUUCUCAAUCUUCAGUACUCCCUCUUCCUCCUCCUGCUCCGAGGGUUUUCUAAUUUCAAAUAAAUACCUAGUUUAUUUCUGUUUUGAAC
Molecule: messenger RNA, 2527 nt
Organism: Anopheles aquasalis
Lineage: Eukaryota; Metazoa; Arthropoda; Insecta; Diptera; Culicidae
Source: RefSeq, a predicted model, not a curated record